UGCUUUCUCUGUUAUCUCUGGACACAAAUCAAAAACACCAUACUCACAUAUACAUAUAAUCAUAUAUAUAUAUAUAUAUAUAUAUAAUUGUAUAUAUAUAGAGAGAGAUGAGAACGAGGCAGGGAGUUUGUUAUCCGAAAGUAGAGAUGUGUUUGGAGAGAGCAGUGAAGAGACAGAGAGAUUUGGCCGGAGAAUUGAGGAGUAUCGGAAAACGCUUGAAGAGGUGGCCGCAGGUCACCGGAGAUUGUGAUUUGUUCGACGAGUUGCCUGAUGAUCUCGUCGUUUCUAUUCUCUGCAAACUCAGUUCUACAGCGAGUUGUCCUGCAGAUUUUCUUAACGUUUUGAUUACAUGCAAGAGAUUAAACGGUUUAGGCCUCAAUUCCAUGGUUUUAUCCAAAGCUUCAACGAAAAUACUUGCCGUUAAUGCUAAAAACUGGUCUGAGUCCGCUCACCGAUUCUUGAAACAGUGUGCCGAGUCAGGAAAUGUCGAAGCUUGCUACACACUCGGCAUGAUUCGUUUCUACUGCUUGCAAAAUCGAGGAAGUGGAGCUUCGUUAAUGGCAAAGGCGGCGAUUAACUCUCACGCGCCGGCGCUUUACUCUUUGGCGGUGAUUCAGUUCAACGGCAGUGGCGGCUCCAAGAACGACAAGGACCUCCGAGCCGGCGUUGCUCUCUGCGCUCGAGCCGGCUUCUUCGGCCACAUCGACGCUCUCCGCGAGCUCGGCCACUGCCUCCAAGACGGCUACGGCGUACGCCAGAACAUCGCCGAGGGACGGCGCUUCCUUGUCCAAGCCAACGCUCGCGAGCUCGCCGCCGUCUUAGCCGUUCCCCCCUCAGCCGUGACUUCAACCACGCGGCUGACUUGGAAUCCUCUCCCUCACCUCCGCCAUAUCACCGGCUCGGCUGGGUGUCCUUUGCUGAGUGAUUUCGGCUGGAACGUGCCGGCGCCGGAGCCCCAUCCUGCGAGCCGGUUUUUGACAGAAUGGUUUGCGGCUCGGGGUGGAGUACCAGGUCCGGGGCUCCGGCUUUGCUCCCAUACCGGGUGCGGGCGACCCGAGACGAGGAGGCACGAGUUCCGUCGGUGCUCCGUUUGCGGCGCGGUGAACUACUGCUCGCGCGCGUGUCAGGCGCUGGAUUGGAAGAUGCGGCACAAGGCGGAGUGCACACCCAUGGAGAGGUGGGUGGAAGAUGACGGAGAUCAUGACGGAGACGGUGACGGAAACGGUAAUGUUAACGGGGAUGGUGAAGCAAUGUUGGUGGAGAGUUAAUUUAACGGUGAGGGAUGACGGGGACUGUGAACGUGACGGUAACGGCACUUGAGUCUUUGAAAAUGAUGAGAGGGGAAAUUUUCGGCCAUUUUUGGUGGAAAAUUUAAUUCAACGUUUUUUUUUUUUUUUGGAAAGAAAAAAUGUGGUUGGUUGUCUGUCUGUACAGAGAAGGUAAUUAGGAGGUUCUACGAGGGUCUUUUUUGUACGAUAGAGCAUUUUAGGACAUAGCUUCCUUAAAUUUCCGUAAUUUAAAAGGAUUAAUUUUCUAAAAAAAAAAAAAGGGAUUAAAAUCAAAA
This is a messenger RNA of Camellia sinensis, 1564 nucleotides long. Its product is annotated as F-box protein At1g67340. Lineage: Eukaryota; Viridiplantae; Streptophyta; Magnoliopsida; Ericales; Theaceae. Gene Ontology annotation, molecular function: protein binding. The record is from RefSeq and is a predicted model, not a curated record.